GCAUGGGAAAUUUAGAAAGCGAUAUGGAUGAACACCUCUACUACAGUCUAAGCAGUCCAACCCUGGAUCAAACAUCUCUUGUCCUGCUCUUCUUCUAACCUCUGAAUUCAAAGAUAAUAUGAACAGAAAACCCUUGAAGGUUGCUGGUCCAACUGUAUUCCGCAUUGAUACAAAGUGCGUAGUAGAUUCACCGUGGAAAAAGGGGUUGCAAAUCGAAGAUUUUAUGUACACCUUGAGUUAUUCAUUGCGGCUAUUGCGUUCAGCUGCUUCUUGAUUUGAUGGCAUUUCGAGAACAAGCACUACGUCUUCUACUGGAUUUGAGCAGCAUAGUGAUUACCCUGUUGCCUCAUCAGAACUCAUUUAUACUGCACGCUUUCAUGGAUCUGUUUUGCUCAUUUUUCCGCGUGAAUCUAUUUUUUGAAAAGAUACCUGGGAAAAUGUUGCUGCAGAUGUACAACCUUCUACAUGGAAUCUUGAGGAACGACCGUGAUUGUGAUUUUUACCACAGGCUGGUCCAAUUCAUAGACUCGUAUGAUCCACCAGUCAAGGGGCUUCAGGUGGACUUUAAUUUUGUCAGUCCACGUAUCGGAGAGGUUGUAUAACCUUCUUAAUCUGAUUUCAUGCAAAGGAAAGCUUUUGCUUAUUCAAGAGUGAAAUUUGAAGCCCGUUUACGUAGGCUUGUAUAGUAGAGGCAUUAAAUCUAUUUUGCGUAGUUGUUACACUUGUCUUGUAUAUUCGUCUUGCCAAAAAUGCCUACCAUGGUAUAGCCUUUGCAUUAUCUAAUUUUACUCAUACUCAUGUAUAUAUUCCAUGCAUGAUACAUGUCCUAGUAUUUGACUUGGCUACUUCAUAAAAAAUUCCAUGAUUUUAGCUCAAAAGUGUCCAAUUGUCAUAUCGAAGCUACAAAAUGAUUAGCUAUUUGAAAAGAUUCCACUAAAUAAUUUUUUUUAAAACCUAGGCCUCAGGUCUAAUCGGAGUUAAAUAUCUUGUCUGCACAACUUGUUUCGAAAAGCUCAAUUGCUCAAAACCAUUGACUAAUAUCUUACCGAGUGCUGUGUUUAAUACUUGUUAAAAUGGUGGGAGAAAUUAUCUUUUUCAAGUGGCUACAUUUCUUUGAAAUAGACUGUUUGCGUUUCUAUGAUUUCAAAAGUCUGCUUGUGGUUCUAUGUUUUCAAUAGUCUGCUUGCUGCUUUUCUUAGUAUGCAACUCUACGUAUCUAUUUAUGGGAGCAACUCUUGGGUUUUAUUGCUGUUGAAGUGACCAUAGACUUUUUUCUACUGUAAUGUUUUAUUGUCCUAUCUCUUUUAGACAUUUUCUUUUUCAUACGUCUUUUCUUCAUCGUUUGCAACGUAAAUGUGGUGCAUAAUUGUUGCUUUAUUUUUUCAACUAGUAUUAUUUAGCCUUGAUAAAAUUUUAUUAUUUUCCUUCCUAAUGAGCUCAUGACCAAAAUCUUUUGGUGCCUCUUUCCAAACUCCAUUCUCCAUUUGCUGUUCUAAUCUCCAAGUUCCAGUCUUUUUGAAUAAAUAAAGCAGAAAUUUUGCAUUCAGAAACUUUUUGGUGACAGAUAGAGCAGGAAAUGCCAUGCGACACACCUCUUUUUCGACUGCACAUGAUCAAAAAAAUGUGAAUAUUGUUUCCAAUCGACGGGAUAUCUUAAUUUUCAAUCUCUACUAUUAGCUCCUUAUUAAUAAGCCAAAUU
This is a messenger RNA of Amaranthus tricolor (Joseph's coat), 1699 nucleotides long. Its product is annotated as protein NAP1-like. Gene Ontology annotation, biological process: cell migration; cortical actin cytoskeleton organization; cell projection assembly. The record is from RefSeq and is a predicted model, not a curated record. The transcript is spliced from 6 exons. Gene Ontology annotation, cellular component: SCAR complex. NCBI's taxonomy places the organism in Eukaryota, Viridiplantae, Streptophyta, Magnoliopsida, Caryophyllales, Amaranthaceae. Bases 279 to 602 code for a protein of 107 amino acids.